CCACCCGGCCGAAUCAAACCCAUCCCCGUCAAUCAUCCCGUUCCUCUCUCACUGCUCCUCCUCGCAAUCCGUACUGGUUCACUCGGCCCGAUAUAAAGCACGCAGCAGCGGCGGCGGCGGCCACGCGCAAGCACGGGACAAAGCCGCGGAGAUAGGAGCGCUGGAACUGGAGAACUAGUAGAAGGGAAGUUGGAGUUUAUCCCCCGUUCCCCACCGCCGAUCCCGUGAUUUCGCGGCGAGCGCACGCGGAGGUCUGAGCGUUAGGGCGGCGGCGGCGAUGAUGGCGAACAGGAGCGCCGGCGUGGCGGGGGCGGGGGACACGGGGAGCCCGAGCGCGCGGGCUGCGGCGGCGGCGGCGGCGGCGGCGGGGGAGGAGGAGGCGGGGGCAGCAGGGAAGGUGAAGCUGCUGUGCAGCUUCGGCGGCCGGAUCGCGCCGAGGUCGGGGGACGGGGCGCUGCGGUACGUGGGCGGGCAGAUGCGGCUCGUCUCCGUGCCCCGCGCCGCCUCCUUCGGGGAGCUCAUGCGGAAGGUCGAGGCGGUCGACGAGGCCGGCUCCGGCGGGGUGCUCGUCAAGUACCAGCUCCCCGGGGAGGACCUCGACUCGCUCAUUUCCGUCUCGGCCCCGGAGGACUACGACAACAUGAUGGAGGAGUACGAGAAGCUGGCCGCGGCGGCGCCCGACGGCUCCGCCAAGCUCCGCGUCUUCCUCUUCCCGGCCUCCGGGACCGACGCCGCCGCGUCCGGCUCCGGUUCGCACCUCGCCGCCACCGCCGCCGCAGUGGACGAGCCGGGGCAGCGGUACAUCGACGCCAUCAACUGCGUCUCCGCGGAGGCCGUCGCGGCCAUGCGCCGCAAGGAGAGCGUCGCCAGCGCUGGGUCGUCGGCGCACAACUCGGAGGCCUCGGAGCACGCCGCCGUUGUAGAAGGUAUGUCGCCGCAAACGGUGCCGCCCCCUUCUGUUCCACCUGAAUAUUUGUAUUCAGCUGUGAGCCACUACCAUAGUGCCUUUCCGGAGUCGUUAGGAUUUAGUGCUGUCACGGUUUCAUCUCCUGCAGUGGGCAUCCCCGCGCACAAUCCCAUCCUUGUUGGGACAGAGUCACCAACGCUGCAGCCUCAUCAAGUUGCCGGUUAUGCGCCGUCGCAUCAGCUGGCUCAAAUCGCCUCUCACGUGCCCCAUCAGCAGCCGGCUCAGGUUGCUGGUUAUGCGCCAUCGCAACCUCAGGUUGCCUCUUUUGCACCGUCGCAACCUCAGGUUGCCUCUUAUGCGCCGCCGCAACCUCAGGUUGCCUCUUAUGCGCCGCCGCAACAGCAGCCUCAAGUUGCCUCUUAUGUGCCGCAACAGCAGCCUCAAGUUGCUUCUUUUGCACCGCAACAGCAGCCUCAGGUUGCCUCUUAUACGUCGCAGAUGCAACAAUCGUAUAUAGAGCCACAACAAGUCCAGUACAUCAAUGCACAUCAAUUUGGUCUGCAUGGCGUAUCCCAAUCUACGAAUGUGAUGCCUGUUCAAAUGAACCAGUAUGUGCCCAGUAUUCCGGGAACAAAUUCCAUGGUGAACGCUGCUACCCUAGCCAGUACUUUGAGGCCUGUUUCUGCUGGUCCAGAACGUGUUUUGGAGAAUGUUCAUUCCACAAGGCCAAUACAAACUCCAGUUGAUCCGAAUUACAGGAUACUUCAGCCACUUUCACAGCUUCCUCCUUUGCCUCAUAUGCAUUUGCAGACAAGUGAUGCACAGAGAUAUGCCGUCCAAACGGUUGCGACAAGCACAGUAAGUUUGCCAGGGGUGACCAGCUCAGGGACAAUUCCAGUGGUGGUAAGCUCAGCUACCGUGCCUGCAGUGAGGUAUGAUGAUUGCAUGAUGUGCCAGAAAGUACUGCCACAUGCCCAUUCAGAUAACAUGAUCCAGGAACAGGGAAAUCCUCAUGCAGCAAACAAUCAUGUUGCUACUCCAGUAUUUUACAGUCUCCAUCAAGAGAAUGCAGUGAAACAACAUGGUCCAGGUGCAAGUGCAGGAUCUCCUGCUAAUUACACAGCAGAACCAAGAACAGAGAGCACAGCAGGGAUGACACAAUUUGAUCCAAAACAUCAUGCCAGAAAACCUGCAGUCCAAGCAAUGCCAUCACCAGAUGCAGGAGCGUUGGUUCAACCCACCAUGGUUACUUUCCCAGUUUCUAGUGCACCUACUUCAAAUGGAGUAUUUGUGGGGCAUCCUCCACAUGCUCGUGUUGAAGAUGCUUCCAUGUACCAACAUCAGCAGCAACACUUCCAUAAUAUGCAGCCAUCACAAGUUCUGUUGAAUGGAGUCAGUACCAAUCGACAAGGGAUUGAUGCUAGUGUAUUGAAGAAUCCAAAUCAUCAAGUAGCAGAUCCAGUUAGAGAAUAUGCCAAUGACCUUCCUCAUGAUUAUGUUAGAGCUAUCGAUGGUCUGAUGCAAGGAGUUCAUUUAGGUCCUAUUGCUCCUCCAGAAUUUACUAUGCUAGGACAAUCAGCUAUUGCCCAUGGUGCUAUUGACGAUGGGAAAAUUGAGAAGCCACCUGUGAAUAUGGAUGGUGGUUCCAUCUACAAAUCUCAAGCUGGAGGGUAUCACAUGGGCAUUAACAAUGCCUUCCCUGUUCCUGCUUUUAUCCCAGAGGACAAUCUUAUGAGACAUACUGAACAACCACCUCCCUCUUUGAAUGUUGGUGUGCAAAAUCUCCACCCUGAGAUAAUCCAGCAGCCAAAUAUGUUACUCAAUGUUCCUGUCUCGAACAACCUCGGUCUACCCAUCGAACAGCCUGUUCCCAGUGAAAGGUUUCUUGUGAGACCUCCUUACUCUGGUGUUCAGGCUCCUGCCGGACCUCCUCCACUGCAUCCUGGGGAAAUGAUGAAUCACUUGGUUUCUGCUCCUCAUAAUGUUGCUAGUCAAGCUGUAUUGCAGGCUACUGCUGGUACUGAUCGUGUGGAAGCAACACGUGAGCCAGCUUACACAGAAUCUCUUUUCUCAAACCAGGAUCCUUGGAAAGCAGUGGGGAAUGCUUCUUUAGCAGCCCCAAGACCAAACAAGUUGGCCAAGGAACCUGUUGUUUCUGGAGAUCCAUAUGUGGAGGGCCAUGUUCCUGCAAUCACCAGUUCAAAUGCUGCCACACUCCUAGAAGAAGGCAAUCUUUCACGUAUUCAAGACCCUACUUUCAAGGAUAUUUACCCAGAACCUUCUCAAAUAAGCAAAGGAUAUGGAGAAGAAAGUAUCAAGCGUCAAUUACAAGCUGUUGCUGAAGGUGUGGCAGCAUCUGUUCUUCAGUCACCUUUACCUGACAAACCAGCUGAGUUCUCUGGGGAUCACAUAGAUUCACAAGGAGCUGUAGUUGAUCCAAAAAUUGAGGAUGCACCGAACAAAGAGUCAGACAAAACAAGCCAAGGAGUGCCAGUUCUAGAUGACAUUGAUAACCUUCAGAUAAUAAAGAACAGUGAUCUUGAAGAAUUGCGCGAACUGGGUUCUGGAACCUUCGGUACUGUUUACCAUGGAAAAUGGAGAGGUUCCGAUGUCGCUAUAAAGAGAAUCAACGACCGGUGCUUUGCUGGGAAGGCUUCCGAGGAACAGCGCAUGAAAACUGAUUUCUGGAAUGAAGCUCGCAAGCUUGCAUCCUUGCACCAUCCAAAUGUUGUAGCAUUUUAUGGUGUUGUUCUGGAUGGACCAGGUGGAUCUGUUGCAACAGUAACUGAGUACAUGGCUAACGGUUCGCUUCGACAAGCAUUGCAAAGACAUGACAAGAUAUUUGAUAGGCGCAGGCGUCUAGUAAUUGUGAUGGAUGUUGCGUUUGGUAUGGAAUAUUUGCAUGGGAAGAAUAUUGUACACUUUGAUUUGAAGAGUGAUAAUCUGCUCGUCAACCUUAGAGAUCCCCAACGCCCUAUAUGCAAGGUUGGUGAUUUGGGCUUAUCAAAGGUUAAAUGCCAGACACUAAUCUCUGGUGGAGUGCGAGGAACACUUCCGUGGAUGGCUCCUGAGUUGUUAAAUGGCAGCAGUAGCCUUGUUUCUGAAAAGGUCGAUGUUUUCUCAUUUGGAAUCGUCAUGUGGGAGUUGCUUACUGGUGAAGAGCCUUAUGCUGACUUGCAUUAUGGUGCCAUUAUAGGCGGGAUAGUGAAUAACACCCUGCGACCUGAAGUGCCCGAGUCAUGCGAUCCUCAGUGGAGGUCGCUGAUGGAGCAGUGCUGGUCGGCUGAGCCGUCAGAGAGGCCGAGCUUCACGGAGGUUGUCAAGAGGCUACGGGCCAUGGCGGCUUCCCCUACGAAGACACAACCGCAGAAAUAGAUGCCCUUAACUCUGUACAUGAAUAAGGUGCAAAUGUAGAGCUGACGAGGAUGGAGAGGGUUGCUUGACACCUGCUGUGGUGCUUUCCAAAACGCGAAAGGCAAAAUUUGUAAGAGCAUGUACAUGAGGUGUUAUGGCAAACAGCUGGUGGAGAUCUGUUGUAUACGGCUCGUGGUCUACACAGAGCCUUGUUUACUGCCUGCGAUCGAUGUCCAGAAAGCCUGUAACAAAUGCAGUUUGUGCUUGUGUCCUCUUACUAGCUCUCAGGUGCAUGAAGUUAUGAAGAGGUACAACAGGUCUUUUAUGCCAGCUGCUCAAGCUAGAAAAGGGCUUUAGCACCUUGUACUUGGAAGAUACGGGGGCUGGGAAACGCACAUUCGGCACGGAAAUGUGCUUCUCUCUACAACAAUGUUCCCCAGGUUAUCUUUAGUGACUUUGCUGUAACAUGUUGCGCUGAAAUUUACAUGGUGAUAGGCUGAUACUUUCUCCAUCA
Messenger RNA from Brachypodium distachyon (stiff brome), 4775 nucleotides. RefSeq lists its product as uncharacterized. Gene Ontology annotation, biological process: protein phosphorylation; signal transduction. Gene Ontology annotation, cellular component: cytoplasm. The transcript has 9 exons. Lineage: Eukaryota; Viridiplantae; Streptophyta; Magnoliopsida; Poales; Poaceae. The record is from RefSeq and is a predicted model, not a curated record. Gene Ontology annotation, molecular function: protein binding; protein kinase activity; ATP binding. Bases 278 to 4282 code for a protein of 1334 amino acids.